Argentina anserina (silverweed cinquefoil) is the source of this 953-nucleotide messenger RNA. RefSeq names its product serine/arginine-rich splicing factor SR45a-like. The transcript is spliced from 7 exons. Gene Ontology annotation, cellular component: spliceosomal complex. Gene Ontology annotation, biological process: positive regulation of mRNA splicing, via spliceosome. Bases 73 to 711 code for a protein of 212 amino acids. Lineage: Eukaryota; Viridiplantae; Streptophyta; Magnoliopsida; Rosales; Rosaceae. Gene Ontology annotation, molecular function: RNA binding. The record is from RefSeq and is a predicted model, not a curated record.
CUUUCAUUUCCUUUCUUUACUGCGCGUUAGGGCAUCUCAGUUGACUCCAGAUUCCUCUCCUCUCCCCCAAAGAUGACAUAUACGAGAGUGAAAAGGUCUGUUUCACCGCCGCGGUCUGUCUCACCUGUCAAAGGCCACCGAUCGAUAUCACCAUCAAGGUCUAGAAGAAGUCGUUCGAGGAGCCCAUCUGUGGAUGCAUCCAAUCCUGGAAACAACUUGUAUGUGACGGGCUUAUCCACAAGGGUAACAUCUGCUGAUGUUGAGAAAUUCUUCAGCAAGGAAGGCAAGGUGUUGGAUUGCCAACUUGUAACUGACCCUCGCUCCAGAGAAUCUCGUGGAUUUGCAUUUGUCACCAUGGAAACUGUAGAGGAUGCAGAACGAUGCAUUAAGUACUUGAAUCGUUCUGUGCUUGAAGGUCGACUAGUCACUGUGGAAAAGGCGAAGAGGAAGCGAGGGAGGACACCGACUCCAGGAAGGUAUCAAGGCUUGAGAGAUAAACGAGAUGCAGGACAUGAUCGUGGAGGUCGUGGUUAUGGUGACCGUGACCGCGACCGUGAACGUCGACGGUCUCGUAGCUAUUCUCCUCGUAGGCGGCAAGACAGAGAGCCUCCAUCCAGGGACUGGCGAGGAAGGUCACGUUCUCCACCAGCUAGGGAUAGGAGGGUGGAUGAGCAUUCAGACUCAUACAGGAGGCGCAGGGAUCACUCUUGAAUCUGCUGGCAUUUAUAGCCACCAAUGCCAGACUUUCCCCCAGGUUUGGGAACCUGUGAUCACAGAAUUUCGGAAUCUUAGUACAAUUGCGCUUUUAUUUUUACCCAACUCUUUCCGUAAUGUCGUUGUACUUGUAACGUAUGAGCAGACACACACGCUGUGAGGCCUUAUUUGUUGUUGAUCACUUCCUCAAGUUGCUAUGAAGUAUGAACACAGAUGUGGUUUAAAUCUUGUUUCGCUGA